CGUGAACCCGGAAGUGACUUCCUUUUAGAAGCUCGAGCAUUUUUGCCAGUAUCCGCAUCUUCUGUGUUGAUCUAAUUUUCUUCGUAGCUUGUAAACGCGCAUCAAUAGACGUUUUGCUGCGGACUUCAUUUGUGUAAAAUAAUUAUAUUAACUUUCAUGGCUUUUCCCUCUCUGAAGCUACAACUGUUAGCAUGUUAGCUGAAAACAAUUGUCAUUACCACUGAACAUAAGAGCGAGUCAGACCGAAGCGUUGAUGGUGAGCAGACUGCUUCUGAGCAUCAUGGUGAUCAAGAAGAGUAAAGUUUGUGCUGUGAUCGUGUGAAAACCUCAGAGGUUCAAGAGCGUUGCAGGAAAAACAACUGAGGCGGACGGAGCAGCAAGCAGUGAAGAGAUGGACUCUGACGUGGAUGAUGCCCAGCAAAUCUCAGUGAUCAAAGAGGAGUUUCUUCAUGAGCAACAGAACUGGAGUCCCAGUCUGGACCAGGAGGACCAGAAGCCACCACAGAUUAAAGAAGAACAGGAGGAGGCUGAUAUUAUGAAGUUUAUAUUCACUCCUUUCCAUGCGAAGGGUGAAGAUGCUGAAGAAAAAUCUCAGUCCUCAGAUCUUCAUCUCAGCCAGUUUGAGGAGAAUAAACGCUUUGUGGGUUCAGAACCAAGUCAAUAUUUGCAAUCAGAGGCAAAUGUCAGUUAUGGAAACUGCAAGGAGAGCUGUGAAACCAUCCCUGAGGAUACUAAAUGUGAGGGCAGUCAGAAUUGUUACAGCUGCACAGAAUGUGCUAAAAUAUUCUUUCAUAGGUCAGACUUUUUAGAGCACAAAGGAGUCCACACAGGAAAUAAACCUUUCAGCUGUUCCGUGUGCAAAGCAGCAUUUACGAGAAAUAAUACUUUAGUAGAACACAUGAGAAUGCACAGCGGAGAGAAACCUUUCAGCUGCUCCAUCUGUGAAGCUGCUUUUUGCAGAAAACAUACCUUAUUGCAACACAUGAAAAUACACAGUUCUGAGAAACCCUUUAGCUGCUCUAUUUGUGGAGAAGCCUUUACGAGAAAAAACAGCUUACUGCAACACACGAUAAAGCACAGUGGAGAGAAGCCUUUCAGCUGCUCCCUUUGUGGUCAGAAAUUAAGUAGUAAGGUAGGACUGAAAUAUCACAUGAGAAUCCACACGGGAGAUAAACCUUACAGCUGCUUUUUUUGUAACAAAGCUUUCCAAAGCGAAACCAAUUUAACGGAACACGUAAAAAACCACACAGGUGAGACGCCGUACAGCUGCUCGAUCUGUGGCCAAAGCUUCAGCUACAAGUCUGGUGUAACCCGUCACAUGAAGUGUCACAGUGAAGAGAAACCCUACAGCUGUUCAGUUUGUACAGCAGUGUUUAAAAGAAAGCAGGAUUUGAUAGGACACCUUAAAAUCCACUCAGAUGAAAGGCCUUUCGUGUGUUCUUUUUGCAGUGCAGCUUUUAAAAGGAAAGUCACUUUAGAGGAGCACUUAAGAAUCCACACUGGAGAGAAGCCGUUCAGUUGCUCAGUCUGUGACCUGAGGUUCACUUACAAGUCGAGUCUUACACAUCACAUGAAAGAUCACACAGGAGAAAAACCUUUCAGCUGCUCAGUUUGUUCAACAGCAUUUAAGAGAAAGCCAGAUUUAAUGGAACACGAAAAAAUCCACACAAAGGACAGAUCGUUCAUAUGUUCGUAUUGCGAUGCGUCUUUUAAAAGGAAGUCCACUUUAGUUGCACACACAAGGUCUCACACUGGAGAGAGGCCUUACAGCUGCUCGGUGUGUGGUCAGAGCUUCAGCUACAAGUCAAAUCUGAGUUUUCACAUGAAAAGCCACACAGGAAAAAAACCCUUUAGCUGCUCCGUCUGUGGGGAGAGUUUCAAAUUCAAAUCAACCCUUUUACACCACGCACGAACUCACAAAGAAGACAGGCCUUUUAGCUGUUCCAUCUGUAAUGCGACUUUCAGAUAUAAACGUUAUUUAGAACCGCACGUAAAAAGCCACGCAGGAAAUCUACCUUUCAGCUGCUCAAGUUGUAAGGCAUCAUUUAGAAGAAAACGGGAUUUGGUGAAACACAAGAAUUCAUGCACGUAAAUAGACUCACAGCUGCACAGUCUUGUCAAAUCUUAAAUAUGGUUAAAUUUGUUAUUUCCUAUAGACCUAACUUUCAGACAAGCUUAAAUAAAAUACAUUUUUGUUAUAAUUUUUGUUCUCCCUGAAAAUUCCACAUUGCUCACAGGUUGUGUGAUGUUCUGACUGUAAAUGUCAAUGUUAUCAUAGAUUGUGUAAUUUCAAAAUAAAUGUGCACAAGUUGAAAA
Austrofundulus limnaeus is the source of this 2316-nucleotide messenger RNA. Its product is annotated as gastrula zinc finger protein XlCGF26.1. NCBI's taxonomy places the organism in Eukaryota, Metazoa, Chordata, Actinopteri, Cyprinodontiformes, Rivulidae. Gene Ontology annotation, biological process: regulation of transcription by RNA polymerase II. Bases 392 to 2092 code for a protein of 566 amino acids. Gene Ontology annotation, molecular function: RNA polymerase II cis-regulatory region sequence-specific DNA binding; DNA-binding transcription activator activity, RNA polymerase II-specific. Gene Ontology annotation, cellular component: nucleus. The transcript has 2 exons. The record is from RefSeq and is a predicted model, not a curated record.